Salarias fasciatus (jewelled blenny) is the source of this 8863-nucleotide messenger RNA. It is a transcript of the gene dspa, whose product is annotated as desmoplakin a. Gene Ontology annotation, molecular function: structural molecule activity. The transcript is spliced from 24 exons. Lineage: Eukaryota; Metazoa; Chordata; Actinopteri; Blenniiformes; Blenniidae. Bases 141 to 8324 code for a protein of 2727 amino acids. Gene Ontology annotation, biological process: intermediate filament cytoskeleton organization; wound healing; cell-cell adhesion. The record is from RefSeq and is a predicted model, not a curated record. Gene Ontology annotation, cellular component: cytoskeleton; cytoplasm; intercalated disc.
AACAGGAGACGGGGCGGGGAGAGGCGCACGGUCUGUCCGCUGUCCGGACGGCACAGCAGAGGAACGGGAAAGAAAGAAACUGUAACAAAGGAAAGAGCUGAAGGAAACCUAUCAUCAGAGUAUUAAACGGCUCAGCCAAAAUGAGCAUGUACGGGUCCACGUCCAAGCUGGCCACCAUGGGUCAGAGGAGCAACUCCCGGCCGGAUCUGUCGAGCUUCAGGAGCAGCAACGACGUGUUCGUCGGUGGGAACGGCUUCCAGGGGGAGUACGCGAUGGGGGACGGCGGCGGCGGUGGCGGCGGAUACACCUACACCACCUUCUCCCGGACCUCCAUGCACGGCGGGGGGAUGCCUCCGCAAAAGGCGCACAGUGUGAUCGGAGGAGGAGGAGGAGGAGGAGGCGGCGGCGGCGGAAUGAGCGCCAUGGCCAUCCAGCAGAAAGCGUCAGUCCUCACAAACCAGUGUCAGGAUUUUCUGCAGAGAGCCAAAAUGAUUUCCCAGAGUGGCGGCCCGGCUGUGGAGGCUGAGCGGAUGCUGAUGAUGAGCGCGGAGACCAUCGAGCAGCUGAAGGUCUGCGGCAGAGAGCUGCAGCUGAUGCGCGUGCCCAGCGAGGUUUUCAGAAACGUCGAGCAGCUGCAGCACAUGCAUGCCGGUCUCCAACAGCAACUCAUGGGCACCGUGACCCUGAGGCGCAACAGGAGCAGCGUGGGCUCGCUGGACGGAGGGAGGGUCUUCAAUGACGCCAUGGGCUGGAUCUCCCAGCAGAAGCGUAUGAUCGAGACGGCUCCGUGGGGCGACGACACCGAAACCAUCGAGAAGCAGCUCUUCAACCACAACAAAUACCACAGCUCCAUCUCCAGGAGCUCGGAGGUGGACCGGGCCCGAGACGAGCUGAACGGCCGCGGCGACAAGUACAACCUGUCCAUCCUGGACCAGGAGUUUGACAGCCUGCAGAAAAUGUCCCACCAGCGCACGGGCCAGCUGAGGGACCUGCAGACCAUCAUCGAGGAGAUCUUCAGAGCCAUCAUGUGGGUGAACGAGAAGGAGGAGGAGGAGCUGGUGUUCGACUGGGGCGACAAAAACAUCGACCAGUACAUCCCCCGCAAGCAGGAGGCCUACUCUAGGCUGAUGAGAGACCUGGAGGAGAAGGAGAAAGACCUGAACAAGCUGAAGGUGAAAGCAGACGGCCUCCUGAACAACAACCACCCCGCUUCAGACAAGAUCGAGGCCUACAUGGACACGUUGCAGACGCAGUGGAGCUGGCUCCUCCAGAUCACCAAAUGCAUCCACGUGCAUUUAAAGGAGAAUGCCGCCUACAGCCAGUUCUUCAAGGAAGCCAACGAGACGUACGCCAAGCUGCAGAAGCAGCACGAAACCAUCCGCAACAAAUUCACCUGUGACAAAAACACUCCUCUGGAGAGCCUGAGCGACCUGCUGAAGAACCUGGAGAAAGAGAAAGCCCGUAUCGUGGAGAACAAGAGGCAGGUGCAGAGCCUGGUCAACAAGUCAAAGUCCAUCGUCAGGCUGAAGCCUCGUAACCCCGAGGAGAAGAGCACCAGCCCGGUCAUAGUCCAGGCGUUAUGUGACUUCAAACAAGACCAGAAAGGCAUAUUCAAAGGGAACGAGGGGAUCCUGAAGGAUAACUCUCAGCGCAGCAAGUGGCUGGUGACGGGACCUGGAGGUCUGGACAUGAUGAUCCCCUCGGUCUGUCUGCUCAUCCCCCCUCCGAACCCGCUCAGCAUCGGCCUCGCUAACAAGAACGAGCAGUAUUACGACGCCAUCAUGGCCAUCUGGAAUCAGCUCUACAUCAACAUCAAGAGUCUCAUCUCCUGGCAGUACUGCGUCAAAGACAUCAACUACAUCAACUCGCUCACCCUCAGCAUGCUGUCCAACAUGCGUCCUGAAGAGUACCGCAGCAUCAUGAAGAGGCUGGAGACUCACUAUCAGGAGUUCCUGCGCACCAGUCAGGGCUCCGAGAUGUUCGGGGAAGAUGACAGGAGAACCAUUCAGGGCCAUGUAGACCAGGCCCAGAACCACUACGACACGCUGAUCGUUCAGUUACCUUCUUACACAACCACCACCACAGUGACUGAAACCGACAUAACGGAAAAAAAGUCGGACUCCAGCACCAAGACGUCCAAACCCCAGAAGACCACUGUUCCCAAAGUCACAGUUCCACCGCCCACUUCCACCCUCAGCCUCACUCUGCUCAGCAGCCUGCAGGAGAUCCGGCGCAGGCUGGAGCUGGCCGAGUCCGGCCUCACCAGACACCUCCAUCUGCCCCUGGGGGAAAACAGCCUGCACGAGUGCUCCGUGCACAUCCAGAAUCUGCAGGAUGUGCACCAAGAUCUGGACUCUAUUCAUGAUGAGUACCUGCGUCUGAGAGAGAAGAUCAUCAAGCAGCUUGAGGGGAUUCCUCCAGACUCCGAGCAAGCCAGGUUUCUCCGCGCUGAGCUGGAGAUCAUCAACCAGAAGCUGGGCGGUCUGCAGGGUCUCUACUCAGCCUACAUUCAGAGGCUGUCGGCUCUUAAAGGCUUGCUCCAAAGCCUCAUGCAGGCCGAGGACAUCAUCAAGGUCCACGAGGCCCGGCUGACCGAGAAAGAGACCAGCUCACUGGACCUGCGAGAAGUGGAAAAUUACCGGAGCGUGCUCAAGCAAAUGAAGAGCGAGCUGGAGCUGAAAAGAGACCUGCUGACAAACAUGGAAUCGGAGCUGUCCAAAGCCGUUCACUGGAAUGGACAGAUCUCGGACUCUUUCCACAAGUGCGACAUUGAUCUGAACAAGUGCUCAGACAUGGUGAACCAGCUGUCUGACCGCUGGCGCCGCAUCCAAACUCAGAUCGACAGCAGAGUGUGGGACUUGGAGAAGCAGGAAAAGCAGCUGUUGCACUAUCAGAAGGGCAGCGUUUCCCUGGAUGAGUGGAUAGACAAUGCCAGGAAGCGCCAGGACACGCUUCAGGCGGCGAAGCUCGGUGACAUCCAGACCCUCAUGGACCACCUCAACCAACAGAAGGCUCUUCACACUGAAAUCAAAGGGAAAAAGGAGAAAGUGGAGGAUGUGCAGAAAAAUGCAGACACCUGUGCCGGGUCCAUAAAGGACUACGAGAUGCAGCUGGCCGCCUACAGUUCAGGCCUGGAGACGCUGCUUAAUAUUCCCAUCAAGAGAACGAUGCUGCAGUCCCCUGCUUCUGUGGUCAGACAAGAGGCGACUGAUCUGCAGACCCGCUACAUCGAGCUUCUCACCCGCUCCAGCGACUACUAUAAGUUUCUGGGGGAGUUGCUGAAGAACAUGGAAGAGCUGAAGAUGAGAAACACUAAGAUUGAGAUGCUCGAAGAGGAACUGAGGCGUCUGAAGGAGGAACUGCAAGAUCGCGGUCUCAAAAAUAGGUCCCUGGAGGACGAACUGGGCCGCUACAAGCUGGAGCUCUCUCAGUUCAAAGACCAACUCAUUACAGUCGAAGAAGUGAAGAGGACCACAGCAAUGCAAGCCAGUGCUGCCAAGGAGAGCCUAGAAAGCACACACGGCCAGCUUCAAGACCUGAAUGACCAACUGACCCGCAUCAAAUACCAGCUGGAAGAGGAAAAGAGGAAAAGAAGACUGGCCGAGGAGCGCUACAACAGCCAGCAGGAAGAGUAUGAGGCGGCCGUUCGCCGCAGACAGAAAGAACUGGAGGAGCUCAACUGGUCCAAGAUUGACUUAGAGAAGGUCGUGAAGGACAAGGAGCGUGAGCUGGAGAGGCUGAAGUUACAGCUAGAGGAGGAGGCGGGGCGUCGAAGAAAUGCAGAGUCAGAUAUCUCAAAGGUAAGAGCACAGUUCACCCAGGAGAUUACUCAGCUUAAACAGACACACGAGACAGAGAUCCACGUCUCCAAGACCACCAUCCUGAAAGCGUCGCAGCAACGAGAAGGGGACGUGAACGAGCUGAGGCUGCAGCUCGACCGACUCGCAGCUGAGAAGAAGGACCUGGAGGAUGAGCUGAGGAGGCUGAGGCAGUCCAUCAGUCACACGGAGGAGCAGCGGAGCCGGGCCGAGGAGGAGGCCAACCAGCAGAGGGCCUCGGUGGUGAAGGAGACCAGGGUGCGCACUGAGCUGGAGGUGCAGCUCAGAUCGCUCGUGCAGCAGAGAGAAGAGAGUGACCUCAGCUUAAAAGACGCCAAUAAAAGCAAUCAGGAGAAGGCUAGGCAGAUUAGUGUCCUCACAUUCAACCUGGAGGAAGAAGGGAAGAAGAGGAGAGCUCUGGAGCUGGAAAUCAAUCAUCUGAAACAGGCUGAAGCAGAGCUGAAGGCAAAGAACGCCUCCUAUCUGGAAACAGUUAACAGGCUCAAAGUCUCCGAGCAGGAGAUGCGCAUCACCCGAGUGGAGCUGGAAAAGCAGACCAGUGAGAAAUCCAAGGCCGAGCAGAGUUCUGCCAGGAUGCAGAGCCGCAUCCGGGACCUGGAGAGCGCCCUGGACCAGGCGGAGGCUGAGUUAGAGAAGCAAAAGAAGGCGGCGCAGGAGGACUUCACUCGCAGGAAGCGUCUGGAGGCUGAGCUGGAGAGGCUAACGAUCACCUGUAGGGAACACACCACCACUAUCAGUUCACUGAAAUCCAUCCAGCUCGAGGCCAGCAACUCCGGGAGGAAGUAUGAGCAGGACCUCAGGGCUCUCCAGGAGGCACUGGACAAAAGUCUGAGAGAACACAAAGCGACUAAAGAUGAGCUGGCAGCGUUGAUGGCGGAGCUGAAAGCACUCAAACAGAAACUGCAACAGAAAGAAAUACAAAUUCAAGAACUCAACCAGCGCAAUGAAAGCCUGUACAAGACCAUCGAAGAGAAGAGCCGCCAGCUGAACGAAUACACCACAGAGAUCGAGAAGCUGCAGGGUCUGACUCAAAACCUAACAAAGGAGAGGCUGAAGCUGGAGGAGGAGCUGAGGGGAGUAAGACAGGAAAGGGAUGAUCUGAAGCUUAGCAGAGACGCCAUGGAUGGAGAGAGUGCCACUCAGAUCGCCGCUUUGCACGUCCAGCUUCAGAGUAGCACCAAGAGGACGAUCGAGCUGCAGGCUCUCAUCAAUGACCUGACCAAGGAGAGGGAAAAGCUUAAAUUGGAAAUAGACAAAUUCCAAAAGCAGUCACUCGAGACGUCAAUGAUGGUGCACGAGUCCCAAAGUCAAUACAAUGAGAUAGUGAUGGAAAGAGAUAGUUUGCUGUCCAGGCUCAAACUACUGGAGCAAGAGAAGAGUCGAUACCAGCGACUGGAAGAGGAGCUCAAUCGCAUCAAGGUGACACUAGACACCGAGCUCCGCAACAAACAGCGCCUGCUCGAUGAAAAAAAUUCAGUCCUCAAGGAGUUCAACCUCAUCAAGAGCCAGUACGACAUCAAAGACGGACAGAUCAGGCAGUGUGAGUCAGAAAGGGACAGGAUUGACCGGGAGAGGCUUUCCUUGAAGAACGAGAUUGAGAGGCUCAUGAGGGAACUCAAGACAGUCGACGAGAGGUACAAGAGCCGUCUGACUGUGGCCGAGAAGGAGGCACUGGAGCUGGCUCACAUCAGAGAUUCACUGGAGAGGGAGAUACAGAGGCUAAAGCAGAGACCCAGCACUCUCACUAGGCAAACUCAGACAGAUGAGAAAGUCCCCACAAUUGACCCGUCCAAACUCCUGUUUGAUGGGGUACGCCACAAAGUGACAGCCCACCAGCUCUGUGACUGUGGGAUCAUCAGUAAAUCUACACUGGAGGAUCUUCUCAAGGGGAGAAAGACUGUGACCGAGGUCUCACAGGACAUUCAGCUCCAUCUGAAGGGUACCGGAGUUAUUGCUGGAAUGACUUCACCCGGCCAAGGUAAGAUGCCCUUCACUGAAGCAAAGAACAGGAAUCUCAUCAAGCCAGAGAGCGCCCUCAUGCUCCUUGAAGCUCAAGCAGCAACAGGUCACAUAAUUGACCCCACAUACUAUGAGAAGAUGCCUGUGGACACUGCAUGUUCCAGAGGAAUUGUAGACACAGAAGACAGAGACACACUGGUGACAGCUGAAGCAGCUAGCACAGGCUUCAAAGAUCCAUACAGCGGCAAAGUGCUUUCUGUGGGUCAGGCUUGCAAACUCGGCCGCGUGAGCAAAGACACGGCCCUGCGUUUGCUGCAAGCUCAAGAAUCUGUUGGAGGCAUUUUGGAUCCGGCUCUGAGUGUGUUCCUUCCUAAAGAUCUGGCCUUGGACCGCAAGCUCAUCGAUGAGGAUCUUUACUGGGCUCUGAACAAAAAACCUGCCUGCUACCUGGAUCCAGUAUCAGGAGAGAAGAUAAGUUACCAAGACCUUCGCAAGCAGAGCGUAGCGGAGCCUGUGUCAGGUUUACUUUUGCUCCGUGGUCCAGAAAAGCCCCUGACAUUUAAGGGUCUACGUGGAGAGGUCACUGUCGAUGAACUCAUUGAGUCUGAGCUGCUGGAUAAAACUGACCUGGACAAGCUGAACCAGGGCAAAAUCACAAGCAAAGAAAUUGAAGACAAACUGAAGUCCUAUCUCUAUGGAUCCACCUGCAUUGCAGGGAUCUAUGAUGAGGCCAAAGACAGAAUAAUGCCUUUCUAUCAGGCAAUGAAGAGUGGUCUGCUCAUGAGAGGGACCACCCUGGAGCUACUGGAAGCCCAAGCUGCUUCCGGCUUCAUUGUGGACCCAGUCAACAAUGUCUUCUUGACAGUGGAGGAAGCUUCAAAGAGAGGCCUGAUAGGAAAUGAGUUUAAGGCUAAGUUGAUGUCUGCAGAGAAAGCAGUGACAGGAUACACUGAUCCUUCCACAGGAAAAGUAAUCUCCCUCUUCCAGGCCAUUGAGAAAGAUCUUAUUGAGAAAGGUCACGGGAUCCGAUUGCUUGAAGCCCAGAUUGCCAGUGGAGGCAUUAUUGACCCCAAGGAGAGCCACCGUAUUGACGUCUCCGUUGCCUAUAAAAGGGGAUAUUUUGAUGAGGAAAUGAAUGAGAUCUUAACCUAUGAAGGGGAUGACACAAAAGGCUUCUUUGACCCCAAUACAAAGGAGAACCUGACCUAUCUGCAGCUGAAGGACAGGUGUAUAACAGACAGCAAGACAGGCCUGAUACUUCUGCCCCUGAGAGACAAGAGUAAGCCCCAGACCUAUUCAUCAGAGAGCCGCACCAACGUCCUCCGGAAGAGGCGGGUGGUGAUUGUUGAUCCAGACACUGGACUGGAGAUGUCCGUAAGGGAGGCAUAUCACAAAGAGCUGAUCGACUAUGACACAUUCCUUGACUUGUCGGAGCAGGAGUGCGAGUGGGAGGAGAUCACAAUUACGGGAUCUGACGGCGCUGCACGAUUGGUGAUCGUGGAUAGGAAAACUGGAACUCAGUAUGACAUUCAGGACUGCAUUGAUCGUGGGGUAAUUGACAAGAAAUCUUUCGAUCAGUAUCGCUCUGGAACAGUGUCCCUGACCCAGUUUGCUGACAUGAUCACCAGCCACACCAACAGCAGUGAGAUGAACAUUGCAGCCAGCAAUGUUGAUGACGUGAUGACAUGUAGUAGCCCCACCCAGGCAGCACCAUCCUCUCCUACUGUCCGUAAACGCUUCAACAGCAUCUCCAUCACAGUCUCCCCCCCAGAGAUGUUCGAUGACCAGAGCCCUGUGGGGGCCAUCUUUGACACAGAAACUUUGGAGAAGAUAACCAUUAAUGAAGGGCUCAGAAGAGGCAUCGUUGACACCAUCACAGCACAAAGGCUGCUGGAGGCCCAGGCAUGCACUGGUGGGAUCAUCAACCCAGCCACUGGCGAGAGGUUGUCACUGCAGGACGCUGUCCAUCAAAGCGUCAUUGACGACAACCUAGCCAGCAAGCUGAAACCCGCCCAGAAAGCUUAUGUUGGUUUUGAGGAUGUGAAGACGAAGAGGAAGAUGUCUGCCGCAGAGGCAGUGAAGGAGACGUGGCUACCUUAUGAGGCCGGUCAGAGAUUUUUGGAAUUUCAGUACGUUACAGGAGGCCUGGUGAACCCCGACAACGGCCGCCGCAUCGGCAUUGAAGAGGCGAUCCGCAGAGGCUGGCUGGACGGCAAAGCGGCCCAAAAGCUCCAGGAUCCCCGUAACCACCAGAAGAACCUGACGUGUCCCAAGACCAAACUGAAGAUCUCCUACAAACAGGCCAUGGACAGCUGCAUGGUGGAGGAGAGCAACGGCAUGAAGAUGCUACAGGCCUCCUCCGUUUCCUCCAAAGGAAUCAGCAGUCCUUACAACGUCUCCAACCCGGGCUCGCGCUCUGGAUCCAGGGCCGGAUCCAGGACCGGAUCUCGCAGAGGCAGUGUAGAUUACUCCACCUCCACCUCCACCUUCAGCUACAGCUUCUCCUCCAGCAGUGGCACCUAUUAGUUAGUAUUCCAAUGCUAAUACACAGCGCAGAAUCACACUAUUGAUAUCACUUUCUGUGCAGUUUGACCUUUUUUAACAUUCUUUGUUAAUGCCAUUUAGAAGAUUUUGGAGGGUUUCUUUGUUUUUAAACUUAAUCUAAAUGCAAUUUAUUAUGAUUCAGUGUUUCAGUAAAAUGUAAAUCGAAAGUUGAAUUCAUUCAAACUCAUGAUGUAACACAUGAUUAUAUUUGUCAUUGUUCAAAGUCAAAAAAUCUGUAAAAUAAUACGAGUUUAACAGAAAGAGGUUAAAAUGUAUAUCUGGAUCAGUCAAGCAUUCACACUUAUUCUGUCUGAAUUGAUUUAAUGGGUAGUACAGCCUCAUGUUAGUCACAUAAUUGAGUUAUUUUUUGUUCCUGUGUUAUGCAGCUUGAUUUUUUUGUGUGUGUUUUUUUUUUUUUUUUACAGAUUUUUAAUGAUGGUUUGCUGAGGUAUAGCUUGACUAUAAGAUUGCUUUGCCAAUAAAUUGUUACUCUUGUGUGAUUUCAAAUAAAGUUUUAAUAA